AUGGCAUUUGCUAUUCUAACACUCGUUAUUGCAUCCUUCUUUAUUUCUCCAGCCAUUUCCGGCAAUUCUCGGGACGGGAUUAAGGCAUGGUGCGCUCAAACCCCAUAUCCAAAGCCUUGUGAGCACUUCAUGGAACAAAACCCUAAAUAUGGAUUUCCUAUCAAGGGAAAGUCCGAUUUCUUCAAGAUGUCUAUGAAAUUAGCCCUAGACCGCGCCAUGAAUGCCCAAGUGAACACGUAUUCUCUUGGCAAAAAAUGUCGUAACGCUAAGGAAAAGGCUGCAUGGGCCGAUUGUCUAGAGUUAUAUGAAAAUACCAUUAUGAAAAUCAACAAGACAGUUGAUCCUAGUACUAAGUGUACUUCGGUCGACAUGCAAACAUGGCUAAGCACGGCCUUAACCAAUCUCGAGACGUGCACAAGAGGGUUUCUUGAUUUCGGGGUCGCCGAUUACGUAUUGCCUUUAAUGUCAAAUAAUGUUACUAAAUUAAUUAGUAACACACUAUAUUUGAACAAAGGGCCAUAUGGGGAGCCAAGUUACAAAGAAGGAUUUCCAACAUGGGUGUCACCCGGUGACCGGAAACUUCUUCAGUCAUCAUCUCCUCAGCCAAAUAUUGUGGUAGCGCAAGAUGGCUCCGGGAACUAUAAGACUGUGAAUGAAGCCAUCACGGCUGCCGGAAAGCGAUCGGGAAGUGGAAGGUACGUGAUACAUGUGAAACAAGGGACUUACAGGGAGAACGUAGAUAUUGGAAAUGGUUUAACGAAUAUUAUGCUGGUGGGGGACGGUAUUGGGAAGACUAUUAUCACAGGGAGCAAGAGCGUCGGAGGAGGCGCCACCACUUUCAAAUCCGCCACAGUUGCUGUUGUUGGAGAUGGAUUUAUUGCUCGGGGCAUAACAUUUAGAAACACUGCCGGACCCGAAAAUCACCAGGCGGUGGCGCUCCGAUCCGGAUCCGACCUCUCAGUAUUUUACCAGUGCAGCUUUGAGGGAUACCAAGAUACUCUCUAUGUCCAUUCGGAGAGACAAUUCUACAGAGAAUGCGAUAUUUAUGGAACGGUAGAUUUCAUUUUCGGCAAUGCAGCUGUUGUGUUGCAAAACUGCAACAUCUAUGCAAGAAGGCCUCCAAACAGGACCAACACUUUAACUGCACAAGGCAGGACAGACCCAAACCAAAACACCGGCAUCUCCAUUCACAACUGUAGGGUUACAGCGGCUUCGGAUUUGAAACCGGUUCAAAGCUCCGUCAGAACAUAUCUGGGUCGACCCUGGCAGGAAUACUCACGUACCGUUUUUAUGAAGACUUUCUUGGAUAGCUUGAUUGACCCGGCGGGUUGGAUGCCUUGGAGUGGAAACUUUGCUUUAGAUACACUGUACUAUGGUGAGUAUAUGAAUACGGGUGCUGGAUCCUCCACAUCCAGGCGGGUUACAUGGAAGGGUUAUCGGGUUAUCACCAGUGCCAGUGAAGCUUCAAGAUUCACACCUGGGAACUUCAUUGCAGCGAAUUCUUGGCUGCCUGGAACCAAUGUGCCUUUUACAUCUGGUCUUUGA
Messenger RNA from Fraxinus pennsylvanica, 1545 nucleotides. Lineage: Eukaryota; Viridiplantae; Streptophyta; Magnoliopsida; Lamiales; Oleaceae. The record is from the annotation of a GenBank genome assembly.